AUAAAAUUCUAGUAGUCCGUGUGUCUUCCAUUUUUCGCCUCUCAAUUGAAUUUUGUGCUAUUUUUGGAGUAAAUUUUCAGUGGAAAAAAUGCUAAAUUUGGUGAAAAAUCGCGCAGGAUGCUGCAGGUGGAUGUACAAUGGUACAUUUAAUGCUGCAGUACGUGGAAUUUCAACAGUAAAUAGGCGUAAAAUGGUGCUUUUCACGGAGACUCCGGCAGCUAAGGGGCUUCUUUCCAAGGUCUCGAGCAGUUCUACCGUUGUGUCCCGCGCGUUUAGUUCUGGUACCAUGAAAAUAGCCACUUACGAAGAAGUGAAGGAUCUCUGCAAUCACCCAGAGAAACUUCUCAUUGAUGUCCGGGAGCCUCAUGAAUUACUGGAGACGGGAUCAAUUCCCACCAGCAUCAACAUUCCACUGGGACAAGUGCAGACCAUUUUCUCAGAUGACACCUCAAAUGAGGACUUCCGUGGGCGUUUUGGGCGUGAGAAACCAUCUAAAGAUGCCCAAAUUAUUUUCAUGUGCAAAGUGGGCAUUCGCAGCGACAAAGCCGCUCAAACUGUCACAGAAUUGGGUUUCCGCAAUGCUAAAAACUACAAGGGAUCCUGGACAGAAUGGAGCGAGAAGGAAGGUCUCCCAGCUCCUAAGUAAAAGGUUGUCAUGGCAUUCACACAGUUGGUGUAAAAGAUUGUUGAACAAUAAAAAAAUUAGCCUGAAAUUUCA
This is a messenger RNA of Phlebotomus papatasi, 718 nucleotides long. Its product is annotated as rhodanese domain-containing protein CG4456. The transcript is spliced from 4 exons. Gene Ontology annotation, molecular function: thiosulfate-cyanide sulfurtransferase activity. The coding region runs from base 89 to 646 and encodes 185 amino acids. NCBI's taxonomy places the organism in Eukaryota, Metazoa, Arthropoda, Insecta, Diptera, Psychodidae. The record is from RefSeq and is a predicted model, not a curated record. Gene Ontology annotation, cellular component: mitochondrion.